ACUGUUGUCCCUGGUUGGUGAGAUUACAAGUGAGCAAAGAUUAAGCAAAUGAAGGCUGAAGCAGUAGCUCAAAAUAGCUUCUAGUCUCCACUGCCGGGAUACUGUGAACAGCAAAUGACUGCGCUUUUGCGUGACAAAAAUGUUUCACAAUAAUUUACCAUCCUGUUCAAAAUGAGGAACACUUUGCCUGUGACAAUGAGUGAAUCUUCAGUGAUGCGCAAGGCUGUCGCCCAGGCCCAAUCUACAGCUAGCGGCCACACGCAGAUGACAUCACGGCAGCCAUACACCACAGACACAACUGCCUCCAAACGUGUGUGUUUUUAUAAAAGCGGUGAUGCCCAGUUCAGCGGUUUGCCUGUGGUUAUCAACAGCCGCACCUUUAAAACAUUUGAGGCUCUGUUGGACAGCCUGUCGAAGCGUGUGCCGCUGCCGUUUGGUGUGCGCACCAUUACGACUCCUCGUGGUCAUACCACAGUUCGCUCCCUUGAUCAGUUACAUCACGGUCAGUCGUACAUUUGCUCUGACCGUCGAACUGUCAAACCCAUUGACCUGGAACGAGCACGUCGGAAACUGCCUCCCUGGUAUCACGCUCGUCCUGUUAGUGCCCGGUAUUUUGCCUGGUACACACACAACCCUGCUCAACAUGGUACCCGCACAGCAAAGCGGAAUGAGCAUGCCGUGUUGUUGCAUACACCAAAGUGGCUCAUACUCUUCCGUAAUGGAGAGCCAGAAGUGAAGCACAGACUGAUGCUGCAGAGGAGAACAACAUACUCCUUUGAUGCACUAUUAGAUCACAUCUCAGAUGUUAUGCACUUCCCUGUGCUUAAAUUAUACACACCAGAAGGAAGAAGGGUGGAUGGGCUUCCUGCUAUGAUACUAUGUUCUGGGAUAUUGGUGGCUGCUGGCCGAGAAUCCUUUAAAAAAAGAAACUAUGAUGUCCAGAAGUCACCUCCACCAAAGUUGCUACAAGCUAAAAGGUCUGGACGACGACGUCUAAUUACCAGUAAGUUCAUUAU
This is a messenger RNA of Danio rerio (zebrafish), 1016 nucleotides long. NCBI's taxonomy places the organism in Eukaryota, Metazoa, Chordata, Actinopteri, Cypriniformes, Danionidae. The record is from RefSeq and is a predicted model, not a curated record.